Messenger RNA from Phialemonium atrogriseum, 1125 nucleotides. Its product is annotated as putative tubulin-specific chaperone c protein. The transcript is spliced from 4 exons. Lineage: Eukaryota; Fungi; Ascomycota; Sordariomycetes; Cephalothecales; Cephalothecaceae. The record is from RefSeq and is a predicted model, not a curated record. Gene Ontology annotation, molecular function: tubulin binding. Bases 1 to 1125 code for a protein of 374 amino acids. Gene Ontology annotation, cellular component: cytoplasm. Gene Ontology annotation, biological process: tubulin complex assembly; post-chaperonin tubulin folding pathway.
AUGGAAGCUCAAACUAUUUCGCCCUGGGCUCAUAAAUUAGCUUUUCCCAGGCAGAACUCCACGAUGGAUCCCAAGGAACGCUUCUAUCGCCAGUUUCAGGGCUCCGCGUCUGCGCUCCAGGAUCAGAUCAAACAGCUCUCAUCCUUCUCUGUUGUCGGCGGAGAACGGCAAGAUGCUAUAGAACACGUUUUGGCAGGCAUCUCAAGGCUCUCUAAUGAAGUUGCCGACGCCUCGGAAUAUAUUCCCGCCUAUGAUCAGAGAACAUACUCGCAGGCCAUCAAAGCCCUGACAGAGCAGCUGAACACUGUAACCUCCGAGCUUGCUCCCAAGUCGCGAUUUCAAUUCAAACCCCGCGUAACCGCUGUGUCGGUAGACCCUAGGAAUGAUCCCCGCCAUAUCCUAACCGCCCCGAAUGCUGGCGCCUCCACCUCAGCAUCAGCCCCGGCUGCAGAGCAGCGGGAUUCGGUCGGCGACCUCCCCUCGUUUACCAAGAACUACAACGAGGAGAUGGCGCGGCCAGGGAGUUCGGCCAUCCGCAAGCCCAGCUUCUCCUCAGCGAGGGACAUCGCCAUCUCGGACCAGACCGGCCUGCACAUUAUCCUUCCUUCCACAGCAGCUCGGGCAGCAUCGGCAGGGAGCUUGACGGGCCUGAGGAGAUGCAUUGUCGACAUGUCUUUUCCCACCGCCGGCAGUGCACCGUUUGCAAGCCUCGCGCUGAAGAACAUCGAGAAAAGCCUCAUUGUUGCCGGGCGCGUUGACGGCCCAGCACAUAUAACCGGUGUUAAGGACGGCAUCAUCGUCGUGGCAGCCCGACAGGUCCGGAUCCACGAGUGCAAGAACGUGGAUAUCUACCUGCUUUGCACCAGUCAUCCCAUCAUCGAGGACAGCAGUGGUUUGAGGUUCGCGCCCAUUCCUGCGGCAUAUACGACCGUGCAAGACGACCUCAGUAAGAACCAAUGGGACAAGGUGAACGAUUUCAACUGGCCCACAGCCGGUCAGUCUCCGAAUUGGAGUACUCUGCCAGAGGAGGAGCGUCUUCCGGACGACAUCUGGAGGACCACAGUCCCCGGGAGUCCAGGAGAGAGUUUCGAAGACAUCUUGAAGAAGGUCGGCAUAGCGGGGUGA